AUGCACUAUCUAGGUAAUAAGUACAGAUAAAAUACUAUCGCUAAGAUAGUUCUAGUUGGAACUAGUGAUACUAUCGUAGCUGCAUAGUACAAAGGCAAAGUUCUAACUGCAACGAUCUUCCUUGGAAUAUAUCUUUUAGCAGUAUCAGCAUUCACCUAUCUAGUAAUGAGAAAAACUACCAAAAAAUGGGUUACAAUUACUUACACUGUACUUCUCUUCAUCUGUCUUGGUAUCUUCGGAGGUAUUGCCUAUGUGGGUCCAACUGUUAGAGAUGAGACUGCUCAAGAGUUCUACACUCAGUGCAAACCAGAAAAUAUAACUAGCGAUCUUAAAAAAAUUGACGCUCUCUAUGUCACUGCUAACUCUCAACUUUGCACAGUUGCUUGCCCAUGUGAUGCAGAUUCAAAGGACUGGAAAAAUUACCAAUCAAGUGCCCUUGUCCUUCAAAAUUUACUCCCAACUUAGAGCAAAGAAGUAGUAACAUAACAAAUUGCAUAAAAAACUCUAAGCAACGUACUUAUGAUCACUGAUGAUAAAGGGGCUGACAAGUAUCCAGAAUGCAAAGCUGUUGAUGUUACACUAAAGGCUUUCAUGGCUGCAAACUUCAAUAACUCAGCUUAUACUCUUCAACAAGGCCUAGAUUUACUCGAUGCUGUCGAAGAUGACUUUGAAUGUGCAUCAAUGUGCUCAACAUCAAGAUACUUUGCAUUCUCCAAAGUUGGCCAUGGACCUCCAUCUCAAAAUUGCACCAGUGGAAUCAACAAAGUCAUGAACAAAGCAGCUAGUAUUACAUUCUGGUCUGGAUUAAUUUUUGGAAUUAUCACAUUUGUGGGUAUUGUACUCAGUUUCUUACUUAUUUUUCGCAAGAAACACGACAACGAAGAACCUCUACUUAAUCACUGA
Messenger RNA from Stylonychia lemnae, 903 nucleotides. The record is from the annotation of a GenBank genome assembly. Lineage: Eukaryota; Ciliophora; Spirotrichea; Sporadotrichida; Oxytrichidae.